AUGCCCGAAUCACCCUUUGAUCCCGAGUUUGACGCUCUUGUCACCAAGCUGCUCGAUGAAUGGAAGGUCCCGGGCUUAUCAAUUGCUGUGGUUCACGGAGAUGAAACGUAUUCAAAGGUGGCCUACGGAAUUUCCGAAUUGCCAGACAAAAGGAUGGCUACCGACACUCUAUUUCCAACCUGCAGCACGACUAAAGCGUUUACCGCUUUGGCCACUUCAUUGGCCAUUCAAGACAGCAAAGAUACGGAUAAACCAAUUGACUGGGACACUCCAAUAUCUGCCAUAAUUCCAGAAGACUUUGUCCUUGCGGAUGAUUAUGCGACGCAGCAUACGACACUAGAAGAUGCCCUCUCGCAUCGUUCUGGUCUCCCAGAUCACGGAUGGAUGUUCACGUUCACACCGAAUGACAUGGAUUCAAAAACCCUCGUUCGGUCUCUCAGACACCUACCUUUGACCGACCCGCCCAGAACCACUUACCAGUAUUCUAACCAAAUGUACGCAUCAGUGUCCUAUGCCCUGGAGCACUUGACAGGUGAGCCAUUAGGAUCAUUCAUGAAAAAACGCAUAUGGGAUCCUCUAGGCAUGAGUGAUACAUACUUUUCCACUCAAGAGGUCAAGGACAACCCUUCGACGGCGAGAAGGCUCGUCCAUGGAUAUACUUGGCUGGCCGAUGGAGAAGGUGGCUACUACUAUCAUCUCCAAAAGGCACUGAGCUGGAUGCCCAAUAAAGGAGCAGGGGCCAUGGUCAGCACGGUUCUCGACUACACUCAUUGGUUGCGUGCAUUGAUAGAAAAGAGUGGACCACUAAAGGGUCAGGACUCUUUGAUCAAACCCAGAAUUAUUCAUUUCGCAACAGGCGACGUCAAUCCGCCUUCCCCAUACCACGGCUAUGCCCUAGGAUGGUACGUCGACAACUACCGCGGUGAGAACUUUUAUUGGCAUACCGGUGGAUGGCCGGGGUUCAGUACCUAUGUCGGCUUUCUCCCAGAGAGGAAGUUUGGCCUCGUUAUUAUGGGCAACUCGGACCCUGCAAGAUUUGCUUGCUUUGAACUAGCUGUUUAUUUGAUGGAUAGGCUCCUAGGCCCAGCAAGCCUGCAUCAUACAGAGCAGAUGUCUGUCUGUCUGGCAAGGCAACGUGAAGUGGUGAACGAGAUAUUUCAGCCAAAAAAAUUGGAAAAUAGCAAGCAAGUGGUUUUUCCUAGUUUGCCCAAUCCUCCGAUUCCGCAUUCGCUGCCAUUGGAGAAGUACGCAGGGACAUACAGGCAUCUGGCAAAUGCCUGGAUCACGCUUGAGUGCAAGGAUGGCCAAUUGACUGCUGAAGCGUCUCAUGGAACGCUGCCGUGUCAGCUAAGCUUUACACCUGCAAGCGGCGAGUUCUUCAUAGGACAUUCUAAAGUGCUGAAUCUUGUUUCGUUACAGCCGUUCGCUGUGGAGUUUUACAUUGAAUCUACGGGAGUGGUCGCGAAAAUCGGGAUGCUUCUCGAACCAGCUAUGAAAGGAGAAAAGAUCUGGUUUGAGCGAAGCCCUUCGUGA
Messenger RNA from Penicillium manginii, 1533 nucleotides. Its product is annotated as Peptidase S12 Pab87-related C-terminal. The transcript has 2 exons. The record is from RefSeq and is a predicted model, not a curated record. The coding region runs from base 1 to 1533 and encodes 510 amino acids. NCBI's taxonomy places the organism in Eukaryota, Fungi, Ascomycota, Eurotiomycetes, Eurotiales, Aspergillaceae.